Messenger RNA from Physcomitrium patens, 955 nucleotides. Its product is annotated as N-terminal acetyltransferase A complex catalytic subunit NAA10. Gene Ontology annotation, cellular component: NatA complex. The record is from RefSeq and is a predicted model, not a curated record. Lineage: Eukaryota; Viridiplantae; Streptophyta; Bryopsida; Funariales; Funariaceae. Gene Ontology annotation, molecular function: protein N-terminal-serine acetyltransferase activity; protein-N-terminal-glutamate acetyltransferase activity. Gene Ontology annotation, biological process: N-terminal protein amino acid acetylation.
ACCAUCUCUUUAGGUUUGCUCUUGAGUUAUUCUAGGGCUUAGCUUUUGAAGGGGACUCUUGGCUUCAAUCGCGUACAGGAUUUGAUGAUAGUGAAGGGGACCGAAGGUGGACGAGCAGCUGAAUUAGUUGCUCUGCAGGUGUGAGAGAUACCGGAGAGAUUUGGUGCGGGGAAGAGGAAGAGGACGGUGCAACGAUGGUUUGCAUACGGCAAGCAACCGUAGACGACCUGCUGGCAAUGCAGAGUUGCAAUUUGAUGUGUUUGCCGGAGAAUUACCAAAUGAAGUAUUACUUCUAUCAUAUUUUGUCGUGGCCGCAGCUGCUCUAUGUUGCAGAGGAUUACAACAAGAAGAUAGUCGGAUACGUGCUGGCCAAGAUGGAGGAGGACGCGGAGGAAUGCCACGGGCAUAUCACUUCGCUGGCUGUGUUGCGGACACACCGUAAGUUAGGGCUGGCUACGAAGCUCAUGACUGCGGCGCAGCAGUGCAUGCAGGAGGUGUUUGGGGCGGAGUAUGUGUCGUUGCAUGUGCGCAAGAGCAACCGUGCCGCAUUUCACUUGUACACGGAGACGUUGGGGUAUAGGAUUACGGAUGUUGAGGCCAAGUAUUAUGCGGAUGGGGAGGAUGCCUAUGACAUGCGGAAGACCUUGAAACCUGGCAAGGCUGAUAAUUCGUUCUCAGGUGUGGACUCAAAGGUGGAUUCCAAGUCUGACUUAAAGGCUGAUUCAAAGUCUUAGUGCAGUUCUUCAAAAUUUUUGGGUUCAGAAGUCUUGUAAGGAGGCUGCACUCAUUGCUCCUCUACUAUGUUUUUUCGUAGAGUAACGAAACUAUGGGAUCCAAAUUUUAGGCUAGAUAUGGAUGUAAGGGGAGGAACCGAACCGUUGUCCAUUUCGUGGCUAAUCUGACAAUUGUUGUUCUUGUACUUGUGUCGUCUGCUAACGAUUGCGGGUGUUCCAUA